GUAUUACAAUGACAUCGGAUGCAGUAUAACAACACAAUAAAAUGAAGAACUGAAGACGUACAUUUAUAAAGCUCCAUUUACAACCAUAGGAGAUUCCAAAGAUCUUUGCACUUGGGGGUUCAGAGUCCUGAAGAUGGAAACUACUGACCUGAUCGAGAAAGCAAGGCUUGCUGAGCAGGCAGAGCGCUAUGAUGACAUGGCAACCUGCAUGAAAAAGGUCACGGAGAAAGGCAAUGAACUCUCCAGUGAGGAACGAAACCUGCUUUCUGUCGCUUUCAAGAAUGUAGUUGGAGCCCGUCGGUCAUCCUGGCGGGUCAUCUCCAGCAUAGAGCAGAAAACCGAAAACAGCGAAAAGAAGCAGCAGUUGGUAAAAACGUACCGAGAGAAAGUUGAGAAGGAGCUGCAGGACAUCUGCAAUAAUGUGCUGCAUCUUCUGGACACGUACCUUAUUCCCAAAACCAGCCAAUGUCCAAGCAAGGUCUUCUAUCUGAAAAUGAAGGGAGACUAUCACAGAUACCUCUCUGAGGUUGCAAGUGGAGACGAGAAAAAAGCCACGGUGGAAAACUCGCAGGCGGCCUAUCAGGAGGCAUUUGAUAUGUGUGUGACAAAAAUGGAGCCGACACAUCCCAUCCGACUUGGCCUGGCUCUCAACUUCUCCGUGUUCUAUUAUGAGAUCCUGAAUGAUUCUGAGAAGGCGUGCAAUCUGGCUAAAUUAGCAUUCGAUGAUGCAAUUGCAGAGCUGGACAAGUUGACUGAUGAUUCGUACAAAGAUAGCACCUUGAUUAUGCAGUUACUUCGGGACAAUUUAACUUUGUGGACAUCAGACAACCAGGGUGAAGAUCAGGAACCUAGUGAUGGGCAGAGCUAAAACAUUUGUUACACUUCCAACUUACCCACUGAUUUACUCUCACCUGCUCCUGUCUGGCAAAACUAUCCCACCAGUCCCUCAUCUCUUUUCUUGUACCCCUCUGAGCUUUUUUUCUUUGAAAAGGCAAUGCAUACCAUUUCCUUGAGCUGCACAGAGUUUCACACAGCCAUGCUGCAUUCUGAUGCACUGAGAGAACACAUGGGGCUGGGGGCAAUCUAACACCAGGGGUAACUGUGAGUUACUCUGCUUUUAAUGGUUAGCUUUAUCUGGCUGGAUAUCUUGGUGUGAAACCUUCUGGCUGUUGGGUUGGAAUUUCUUCAGGUGCCUAACCUAGCCUGUGAUUUUAUUGGAGGAAGGUAAGGGCAGGAAGAGAGGAAUGAGCAAGAAUUGUAUUCCACAGGCACUGCUUGGUGAGGGGCUUGCUGCAUGUUAAUGUAAUCAACCCUGGAAGGCAGUGUUUGUUUACUGAAUGGUUCCUACUUUGUGAGUUUGCUUUUCUAAAUAGAGCUCAGGUUUACAUUCCUCACUCCUGCCCAAGUGUACACUCCUCACUCCUGCCUAAGUGUACACACACUCACUCUCUCUUACAAGCAUCAUCCUCUGCAUCCUCCUGCCCUGUUCAAUGAGCGCACACUCAGGCAGGUGCAGAGGCAAUAAUUGCCAGUGUGUCUGGAUGGGUAUCCCAACUUUCAGUAGCAGUGAGGUUCUUCAGUCAUCAUGGAAAUUUAUAGGGAAGAAAAUAGUGAUGGCUUUCAUCAUUCCAGGCAUUCCUAACUCUGGGGGCCACUUUUUGCACAAUCAGGUGCUGAUUUUGCUGCUGGUUGACCUGCAUGUGUUGAAGUUCACUCAAACUAGGCUCCUCUCCCCUCUCCCAUCCAAUUCCUCCUCUCCACAAGUCCCUGCAAUUGAUCUGACUACUUUCUAAGUUCUGUCUUGUUUGUUCUGUUCUUGGUGUUUUGGAGAUCCUCUGACUCUGAUCAUUGAUUAGCUCUGUUGUCUCACCCUACUCUGGGUUCCUCAUUGUCCCUCUCUGCUCCCCUUCCCAUUCCCCUGCACUAUUACAGCAAUUUUGCUGCUAUUCCUUUUCUUGCAUUCACAUGCAGCCAACGUCUGGUAUUUCUCUUUUUGUACUUGCACAAAGCUCAAUCACGUGGUGUACUAACUGGCACCUUCAGCAACUCCACCUCCCCAAUUUUGCUUUAAUCCUAACCAAGAUAUGAAUGUAUUUUUGGUAUUUUGAUACUAAGCUGUUACGUUCCUUCAGAUUUGUCUCUCAAACCUAGGCCUUUCCCUGUAACUUUCUGUUCUUGAGACCAUGGUUUGUUUUGGGUGAGUAGGGGGGAAAUCUGCAGCUAGUGAUUCCUGUUGGCUUCCUGAAUUGUACUUUUAAACAUUCUUUCCCAAAGUUAGAACCAUGUGUGGAAAUAUGUGCAGAUUUGUAUUGAUGUAAUCUGAAUUAAUCACAUCCUGUGUCAGCCUAUUUAAAAUACUGCGUCUAAGUAUGAAUUUUGGCAAAAUCAGUGUAACUUUUAAUUGACUUGGUCUAUCCCAGUAGGUAAAAGAUGAGCUCACUCUCAGCCAAUAAGCUGCACAGUCUAUCAGUGUAGCCCACUGGGUUAUCUAGGUGGAUUGAGUGGUCUGUUAGUUCUCCGAAAUCAUGGCUGCUAACAUAUGGUGCAUAGAAAAGGCUGGCAGUAUCUUUGGGGGUGGUGCAGGAAAAGUCCUUGGAUGGAAAUGGGCAAACAUUCAGUAUCCUACUGUGUUUCCUAUUGUGUUUUGUUUAUUACAUUCCAUUAUGUGCAACGUUUGUUUGUCAUCUUCUGAAAAACAUACUGUGCACUGAAAUGAUCAAUUGAAAUCACUUCUGAUUGAACAAACAUGCUAUUGAACUCUAGGUGCCCUCUGAUACUGAGUACAGAGCAGACCCUUCAGUCUGAUCAAUAUUUCUACUAUCUGCUUUCUUGCUUUGUUUUACUGAUCAGUAUUCCGCCUCCAUUUGCUUCUGUGACCGUUGUAGCGUGCACGUGAUUGUGUAACAGUAGUGCAAAACAUAUUAAAAACUUUUUUUGAUGUACGAGUAAAUUUGUGUAAGCCUUUUAAGUGAACUGUGGGCAAAAAUAAAUUCAGAACAUCUACACAACAGCUCAAUAAGGAAAUAAAGGUUCAAAUGAGUAA
Chiloscyllium plagiosum (whitespotted bambooshark) is the source of this 3043-nucleotide messenger RNA. Its product is annotated as 14-3-3 protein beta/alpha-1-like. NCBI's taxonomy places the organism in Eukaryota, Metazoa, Chordata, Chondrichthyes, Orectolobiformes, Hemiscylliidae. The record is from RefSeq and is a predicted model, not a curated record.